GUUAAGAUCAAUCAAAAUCAUAUCAUCAAACACCAAUACUUAUAUAUCAAGAGAAGUAAGUCAUGGGGUUUCGUUUGUUACCGAUGAUUUCCGGUGCCAAACAAAUCUACAAAUUGCAGUCUGUUCCUAUAAGGAAUCAUCAUUCCGAUGUUCCUAAAGGACAUUUUGCAGUUUAUGUCGGAGAAAUAAAGAAGAAACGAUAUGUGGUCCCGAUAACGUACCUGAAUCAUCCUUCUUUCCGGAAAUUAUUAACGCAAGCAGAAGAAGAAUUUGGCUUUCAUCAUUCAAUGGAUGGUCUAACAAUACCCUGCAAUGUGGAUGCAUUUGUUGAUGUGACUUCUCAAUUGAACAUUUUAUGAAA
Molecule: messenger RNA, 361 nt
Organism: Solanum dulcamara
Lineage: Eukaryota; Viridiplantae; Streptophyta; Magnoliopsida; Solanales; Solanaceae
Product: auxin-responsive protein SAUR21-like
Exons: 1
Coding region: 63-359 (98 amino acids)
Biological process (GO): response to auxin
Source: RefSeq, a predicted model, not a curated record